This is a messenger RNA of Dermacentor andersoni, 5310 nucleotides long. Its product is annotated as mitochondrial sodium/calcium exchanger protein-like. Gene Ontology annotation, cellular component: membrane. The record is from RefSeq and is a predicted model, not a curated record. Gene Ontology annotation, biological process: intracellular calcium ion homeostasis; monoatomic cation transport; transmembrane transport. Gene Ontology annotation, molecular function: calcium:sodium antiporter activity. Lineage: Eukaryota; Metazoa; Arthropoda; Arachnida; Ixodida; Ixodidae.
UUUCAGCCGCGUCGCCCCGUCGUUUCUCCGGGCAGCGCCCCGCGGCCAGCUGUAACGGAGACACCGCGCGCGCUUUACUCCGUUCGCGCGAGCUGGCGGCCGAUCUCUCGGCUAAUCGGCCGCAGCGGUGCCGCCGAUAAAGCAGGCUCGCGCCGACGGCUCCGGCGGCAGACGCGUUCUGCUCGAACGCGCCAUAGCACACGGCAGCUGGUCGGAGCCAUGGCCGCCUGCGAGAAGGUGCACGAUCUCAACAUCACGGCGCUGCAGUGCGCUUUCGUUCGGGACACUGCCGACUGCCAUGUGGACGAGUCGUGGCUCGAGUACACCACCUUCGCCUACUGCGGUCCGUUCGCGCCCUACCUUCCGAUCGGCGCCGAGGUGCUCGGUAUCGCUCUGCUUUUCCUCGUGCUGGGCAUGACUGCCGACGACUUCCUGUGCCCAGCGCUCGUGGUUGUGUCGCGCACACUACACCUCUCGGAGAGCGUGGCCGGCGUCACGCUGCUCGCCUUCGGCAACGGCGCGCCCGACAUCAUCUCCUCGCUCGCCGGCAUCGAGCAAUCGCGGCCCGCGCUCGUCAUCGGCGAGUUGCUCGGCGCUGGCACGUUCGUCACCGCCGUGGUGGCCGGCACCGUGUUCUUGCUGUGCCGCUUUGAGCUGGAACCGGACUCGUUUCUGCGCGACACAGUCUUCUACUUGGCCGCAUCGUUUUGGACCUUCUACCUCUUCCACGCCGGUGGCGUGACGCUGGGUCAUGCCGUCGGCUACCUUGGCCUGUACUGCGUCUACAUUGUAGUCGUGCUUGCCGGCCAUUUCUGGAAGCAGGCGCAGCCAGAGGAGCUUCGCGCACUUCCGGACAGCCCCGUCAAGGUGGUGGUGGACGUGCCCGCGGAGCCUCCGGUCCGUAGUCACCUUCUCAUGCCGCCGGCGUCGCCCGACUGGGCACAGGAACGGAGGUCCUCAGUCAGUAGCGUGGCGAGCAACAGCAGCGCCGGCGGUGCACGGCGACGGCGAAAUUCCACGGGCAGCCUCCACCGGCACCACGAGCACGCCAUCGCGGCCUUCAUGCAGGCCUCGCACGAGGCAUCGAUCGAGCGCCGCAUUUCCCAAUGCUCGCAACCGCCACUCGAGCCCGUCGUGGUGAGCGAGAAGACGCCGCUCCUGGGCGCCACACGGACCUCCGUAGUCGUCCAGGACUCGGGACCUUGGGCUGAGUUCCUGUCCCAGCUGGUGCCUUGGGACCCUGAGGAGUGGGCCGAACGCAGUGUCGCUGGAAAGAUAUAUGACGUUGUCACGUUUCCCGUGCGGUUCGUUCUCCUGCUGACAGUGCCUGUUGUGGACUACGAGAACGCCAAGAACAACUGGUGUCGUCCGCUCAAUGCUUUACACUGCGUGACUGCGCCUUUCUUCGUGGUAGUCGUUCUCGGCCGCGCCGAUGACUACGUCGCCGACAAACUUCCUUCCUGGGUGCUGGCCCUCCUCAUUGGCGGUAUCGCUGCUCUGCUUGUGUGGUUCAGCUCUAGCUUCGAGAGCGCGCCGCGCUACCAUUUUGCCUUUGGCUACGCUGGUUUUAUACUGUCUGUGCUGUGGAUCUACGGUGUGGCCAACGAACUGCUGGACCUCUUGCGCACCUUGGGCCUGGUGGCGGGCGUCAGCGACGCCAUCUUGGGCCUUACUGUGCUCGCGUGGGGCAACAGUCUCGGAGACUUUGUGACCAACGUGGCCGUGGCGCGUCAGGGAUAUCCGAGCAUGGCGAUGGCUGCGUGCUUCGGCGGGCCGCUUCUCAACCUGCUCCUGGGCGUCGGUCUUCCGUAUACGGUCAAACUGGCGCCAGUGGGUUUCGGCGCCCGGCUUCCGUUAGAGCUAACGCCACUCGUGGCAACCCUGUACGGAGGCCUUGUUGGUUCGCUGUUGCUGUCGCUGUACGCCACGCUGUUCUGCCGGUACCAGUCGAGUCGCGCUCAUGGAGUUUCCUUGCUCGCCCUGUACGCGCUCUUCUUGGCAGCUGCAUUGACCGUGGAGACCACGUACGCUUAGCCCGUCGUUGGAUCUCGAUGGACGUGAUGCGAGCGCCUUAUGAAAACUUUGGCUCACGCCUAUACAGCCAGUCUUUUCCCGCGUAGGACGCUGCUCUUCUUGAGAAGCAAAACACAGAAGCUGCUUUCAAGGCUGGCGCACUGCAACUUGAUAUCCUGCGUUUUAUGACGAAGAAAUGCCAUCUCUGGUCUUAGUCGACGAGGCAACAUGCGGCUGCGCUCGUUGUCCAUAAACUGCAAUAAAACGGGGCUCUAGCUCUGUUUUAGACUACGCCCGAGACAGCGCCGUGCUCUGAGUGAUGUGAACCAGCAAUAGGGUGCGCUGCGAUUCGGCUACGCAAUUAUAGUUGCGUACUUUGCAGAGCGCCGUGGUUGGGCGGCCCUUGAAACCCUUUACCGCCCCACUUUCCGACAGACCUGGAAGAAGAUUGUCCGAGACAGCCUAAUUUUUCGUGCCUUAUGAGCUCCUUAUGAGUGCCGACUCGUAUGCCGAUGUCGUAUUUUCAGCGAGUCAUCGUGACUCCUGUUUCCAAUCUUGUACUAACUUGGCUACCACGGCAGUUUCAUUUGGAGAACAAAUGGACGUGCAUACAUAUCGGCUUUCUUUUUCGUUUCUUUUUUUUUUCACAUUGAAUGUUCGAUAUGUCGAGUUCACCUAAAUAGCGUUAUUCAUUGUAGAAAAUGUUUUCCUCGUUUCGCUGAACGUCAUUCCUUGUGUGCCUGAUAAGACCCCGCUGUGUUUUGUCCGUGGCAAAAUUAGCUUCGGUGGAUUUUGCGGUGUUAAAUACUGAUGCAUUGUUCGCUUGGUGAUUCGAACCUGUUAGAAUCACUGACCAUUGGAAACGAGUAAAAUCAUUAAUACGUUGAGAUUUGCUUCCCGAAGCUCCACCAUGACCUGCUUUGUAUGUGAACUUUUGUACUUGCUUAGAUCUUGUCACCGACCUGGUCGACUUCCAUAUUGAUUAAGGUGCAGCCGCUCAAUCGCGCCAUUCGAGUCCGUACGUGUCCUUCGCAUAGUCUGGAUUUCUGUAGUGCAUUUACUGUGAUACUUCAGAACCACGUGUUAGUCUUUAAAUAUCUCCUUUAUUGUACCUCCAACGCAGUUGACGUAACGAUAUUAGUUCGUUUUACGCGGUUUUCACGCUGACAUUAAACGCGGCCUCUUAGGCCCCGCAGAAACCUGUUGUCGGGAGCUGCAGCGAAUCGGAGCUGGCGGGUGCGUGCCUGUUUUGUAGCCUAGAGCGUCAGCGUCAGUUCUCGCACAUUAUACGUGGUGACCAUUUUGAAGUUUUCCGGAAUUUUUAAAAAUCACCUGUUGCAGAUAAUUCUAGUCCUUGAGCUGGAUUAUUCAGAAAGGCGGACAUUACUUGCACGAGAAAUCGAAACGCUUGUUCAACUAAAUAAAGAAAUUUACUAAUUAACUUCUUGAAUAAUGACUUUAUGGCACGUUGUAAUUUCCUCAUUGUAGCCUGUGUGUUUGCAAGGCGCACCAGUUUGGAGAUACGCGCCAUCAGAUUUUACGCAAAAAUGCACUGUUGUUCCAAUUACUUCUUAACAAAACGCUAUUUUAUGCAUUGAAGCACAAAAUUAACGGGAACGCCAAUGUAUUUCGUUCCACACUUAGGGAAAUAUCUCGAAAUUGGUGUCAUCCUGGAAAUUAACUUCAAGGGAAUACGUCUUGCGAGCUCACCGGCUACAAUUCGUAAAUUGCAAUAUGUGUAAUUAAGGACUUAAUUAGUUGAAUAUAUGUUUACAUUUCUCGUGCUAGUAAUGUCCGCCUCUUCGAAUAAUCCAGCUCAAGGACAAUAAUUAUGCUAUCUGCCACAGGUGAUUUUUCAAAAUGAUCGCUCUGUAUAAUGGGGACGAGUGUUUAAAGCAAUAGACGUAAAAAAAAAUAAUAGUCCUAAUGGAUAUGUACAAUGCGCGACCUACACCGUGCACGUCUCAAUUGUUUUCCCGCCUGCACAAGUUUCGAAAUUCUUUUUUUAUUUACUCUCGAGCUUUCAGUAGUUCACACCGUUUGUAUAAUGACACACCCUAGCUGAACCACGGAGUUUGUAAUCGAAAUUGAGUUUCGUUGCUCAGCAAACUACCAAAUGUGUUGCGCUUUCAGACUAUCGCACUUUACUAUUCGUAAGCUGCUGCUGUGAAAUGCGCAAGAUCUCGAGCGCUUCAUUCAGGCACCAAUGGCACAUUGUGUCUGAUUUGAAUGCAGAUUCAUCUCAAACGCAACGCCUUUUGUGUGUAGCCUGCGCUCAAUUUGGGCGCACUAAUGUUAUUGCUGUCUGAAUGAAACAAUACUGCACUUAGACGCUGUGAACCUGUUUCUCUCCCGCUGGGCCUCUAUGCUAAGACAACCUUUGACCUCGUAUUGCUUUUCUGCAAGUCGCGGAACCUCGUCACCUCUAGGUCUACCGCCAUCGGAGAGUUCCGGCGGGUGCAGAGGCGGCCUGGUUUUCUUGUGACGAGCACCCCCUGCCGUGGAUGCGCCCCUGUCGGAGAGCCUACAGUCGCGUUCAGAUGGUGUUGCGCGUACGUGACAUUGAGGUUAGCCACGUGUGCACAAUGCUCCCUGUGCACAGUUCAGUCUAGCCCGGCCGGGGCAUUGUGCGGGCGAUUGCGACCUCCUGCGAGUUUCCUCCGCCCCUCUUCUUGUUCUCGGCGCGCACGCCUAAUCAGCGAGGGCAAGGUUCAGUGCUUCGUGCGCUGCGUAGAAGACGCGGAAGCCGCCCGCCAGUCUGUUCCGCCCGCGCGCUUCGAUCACCUAUCGGGGGGCGCGCGCGUAUGGCUGUUGUCAACAGUCUGCCAUCGGCGGCUGUACUGUCGCGCGCUUCGUUCUGCCGGGACUCAUCGUGGCCAAGUUGAGAUGUUGCGCGGGCUCGCGUGCCGCUACAACACUCAACACGAUCUCGUUUGACUUUAUUGUGGCGUGUUUCUGCUUCUCGCUCCAUAGCUAUGCCGUUCAUUGCGGCUUGCCCGUUUGUAUACUAGGCCGGUACAUAAUGUAAGGAUUCCUUUCGUUCGAUGCUAUCCCUAUCUUAUCGUCCACCGUUCACGGCCAGCCGGUCCCGGUGAAAACGUGGGUGAAGCGCCGCUCGGACGACUGGCGAAGGGCGAAAAGAAAUAGCAUUGGAAUAGAAUCGUUACAUAUUAUGCCGGCCCCAGCAUGCUUAAAGUGUACCCGAGUGUGACGCACCGUCAUUCUCUGCCGUUUGCGUUUAUGUUGAUGCCCUGUCUCGGUGUACAGAAGCCUGUGAUAAAGUUUACCUCCUCUGGC